This is a messenger RNA of Klebsormidium nitens, 1255 nucleotides long. The record is from the annotation of a GenBank genome assembly. Lineage: Eukaryota; Viridiplantae; Streptophyta; Klebsormidiophyceae; Klebsormidiales; Klebsormidiaceae.
CCGGCUCUCAGGGGACCAGAUCAACAAACCUGCAACAGAUUGUAGCACGAUGGUAAACAGCAUCUGUUAACCAGCACAUUUCGUUUUCAACGGACAAACAGGAUAUUAUUGUCUUGAGAGUGACUUCGCAAGCUAUUGACUGUAGGUUAGACAAGGAUGGGACUCCUGGAAGAACGGGGCUUUAAUGCUUCGCAAGCCUUGCUGCGCGCACCUGCUGUUGUAGUCACUGCAAGAGAUGGUGGUGCUGGCUUGUCUUGGAGAAAGAUGCGAAGCAAGGGGCGCAGUGCCUCUAGCUGGUCCCCAGGGUUUGAACUGCAUCGAGACGCUGACGAGGCAAAGGCCUCGCAUCUGAGAGCUAUGUAGCUUGCGCACUCUGAUCCCAAACAUUUUACCGGGGCCAGCAGUUCAAACGAGCUCAAAAACAUUUUGCACCUACUUAUCUAGAACACGCAAAAGCCAACCGCAAAGAGAAGUCUCUGCAAGCUAGAUUAGCCACGAAGCAUUAGAUGCAUUAAAAGUAUCGAGGACCAGGGCUAGGCCUGCACGAAGCAAGGGCACGCGCUGCGUAAGCAUGCGGUGACUAUGCGUAAGCUAUGGCAUCGUCCAUACGGUGUCAUAAGAUUAGGGCCCAACAUGCUCUCUGCUUUGUGGCGCUGAUCCGCUGUGUGGCGGUGGCGGCAGGAGCAAAUCUUAUCACGAACGGAGGGUUUGAGACAAACUCCUUCACUGGCUGGACCAAGGCGGGCACAACCAAUUUCUUCUUCGUUUACCAUAACCUCACCGACUUGGCCGCUGACCAGGACGCAGUCCAGGGCGCACAGCCGGACACGUACGCACCCACGUCACGCUCGGGCUACUAUGCGGCGGCGUUCGGAAGCCCGGGCUCGAUCGCGCAGGCCGUCGCCACCACUUCCGGUGUGACGUACACCGUGACGUUCCUCUUCGGUGUCGGAUCGAACAGCGGGAAGGCCACGCCGAACUCACUGACGGUGACGGCCGGGUCAACCACAAUCUUCACCAUGUCAAGUACGCCCCAACAGGACUUCGUCAGCUAUUCGGCCGUGUUUACGGCCAGCAGCACGAGCACAACCGUGAAGUUUGCGUUGACGGACAACCCCUCGUCUCUCCAUCUAGACGACAUUGCCGUGUCGCCUCCAUCACCGCCUCCCCCACCAAAUCCGCCACCACCCAAACCACCGCCACCAAAUCCCCCACCGCCGAGCCCUCCACCCCCUAACCCUCCCCCAAACCCGCC